GAGAGGAAAAGCAGUGCUUGAUUUUGAUCUCCAGCAGAAGCAUACAAUUAGUGCCUGAUAAACUGCGAUGAAGAGUCUUUUCUAUAAUUUUUCACGUGUGGAAAGUGAUAAAAAGUAACAAAUAGUUUGCUUCGAUUGCAAGGAAGGAUCAAGUUGUGGAUGUUCUGUGCUUGGCUACGCUACAGGGAUGAUAAUGCUGGAAAAAUAGAAUGCCAUUAUCUGCUUCGUUGAUUUAUUUUAUAGCCCCACAAACACGCCGUCCUGGUAGCUGUAAGCAGAUCCAAAGAUCCACCGCAUCUUUACUGAUCAAACAAGCAAUGAGAUCAUGCACCACUUAAAUUGAUUUUCACAGUUUAUUUCUGACUACACUAUCCACUUCCUCGAAAGGCCAUGGAUGCGAGCUCAAUACCACAGAUUAAUAUAAAGGACUAUGAUGGCCUUGAGGUUGCCCCAGAUGAUCACCUGGAAACCUUGAAAGCACUGACUGAGAAGCUAAGACUUGAAACCAGAAGGCCUUCAUAUCUUGAGUGGAUGGCACGAGUAGAAGCUCAAAGCUCAAAAGACUUAGUGGUUUCAGAGGGAUCAUCAGAGGAGGAGAAAUGUGCCAAGCUGAAGCCCAGUGGAACACCUCAGAAGAAUAUCCAGAAUUCUGAAGUGAAUGAAGGAAAUAAAUCGAGAUCUACAAGCCUGGGAAGAUUUGGAAAUAUUGACGAAGCUCUUGUUUGGCUUAGAAAAGAACUGAAGGAGAUGCGCUUUCAAGACCAGCAGUUGGCCCGCCAGCUCAUGCAACUACGUGGUGACAUCCACAAACUCAAAGUCGAGCAAACAUGUCACUUGCAUCGCCGAAUGCUUAACGAUGCCACAUUUGGCCUGGAGGAGCGCGACGAGCUGUCGGAUCUUCUGUGUGAUGGACCUGUCUCUCCGGGAUUUGGCCUUUCUUCACCACUGCGUCUCAUUGGUGUCACAAAGAUGAACAUCAACUCGAGACGGUUCUCCCUUUGCUAGCCAAAACCAGAGUGAAGACCAAUAUGAGGUUGUUGCAAGGCUAUAAAUAUUUAAUAAGCAAGAUGAAGGCAAUUUACUGACUGACUCAGUUGCAAAAAUGAGAAAGUGUGAUGCACAAACUACUACUUGGGUAGAAGAAAGGUUCUUCAACGGACAAGUAGUUUAUUGAAACUCAUAGAACAUGACCUACAACAGAACAUCCUGUACCUCUUUCUCCAUGUACUUGUGCCAGUGAAACCACUUUGACUGACCAAAUGAACAAUGGACAAUGACUUUUAAUAAAUGUUUCACCCAUUAGCCAUAUCUCUAUGCUUUAGAGACAAUCCUUUUUGUGGUCAUGAGAUUUCAACAAGUCAGUUUGUUACUUACAACACACAGCCUUAAUUCAGUUAUGUUUAUGUACAGUAUGAGUUUAGAGAAUGGUGUAUCUGUCAUAAGCACAUUAAUAUGUACUUGAUUGAACUCCAGCUUAAGAUUUUUAUCUUCACAGAUUUCUGUUUUAUAUGGAAUAAUGCCCCCAUACCUUGUAAGAAUUACUUAAUUAGUAGUGGAGAGAUAUAGUAUUUAAUCUUGUGUAAAAUGGGUUAUAUCAGUGGUUAAUUGCAGUUUGUUCUUGAGUUGUUCCGUCAGUAUGGAAUGAAACGAGAAGGGUCAUCAUUAUACAGUUGUGUGUACAUUAAGCUGAUGCCAAUCUCUAAAUAUGUAGCCAAUUACUUUUAAUUGGUUCCAUUUUGCCCAAUCUGGGACUUUGGAACAGCGACUAUUAAGCUUGGCAUCAUUCUAAUGGCAUGUUGACAUAAACAAAUGCUUCAACAUAUGUGCACAAAAGCUACGAUAAUAAGUGCCAUUAAAA
Myxocyprinus asiaticus (Chinese sucker) is the source of this 1858-nucleotide messenger RNA. Its product is annotated as protein FAM167A-like. The coding region runs from base 391 to 1005 and encodes 204 amino acids. The transcript has 3 exons. Lineage: Eukaryota; Metazoa; Chordata; Actinopteri; Cypriniformes; Catostomidae. The record is from RefSeq and is a predicted model, not a curated record.